Molecule: messenger RNA, 1320 nt
Organism: Anopheles maculipalpis
Lineage: Eukaryota; Metazoa; Arthropoda; Insecta; Diptera; Culicidae
Exons: 2
Coding region: 1-1320 (439 amino acids)
Biological process (GO): proteolysis
Molecular function (GO): serine-type endopeptidase activity
Source: RefSeq, a predicted model, not a curated record
AUGUGGUCUUUGGGUAGUGGCAAAUUUACGCAUGUACGGACAUUGUUGGCCGUGGUAGUAUGUUUAAGCAUUGCGAGAAAAUCCUUCGCCUGCAACUGUGUGCCAGUUAACCUUUGCCCAAGCCCAGAGGUGGACUUGCGGCUGGCAGACAUAGACGGGUUAGUAUGUCCCGCGGAUAAAGUGUGUUGUGAUGUGCCGGUGGACGAAAAUCCUUCCCUAGUAUUAGACGAACUGACAGGAGCACCCUGCGAUGGGGUAUGUGUGACCAGUCCAUUGGAAUGUGCUGGUGAGGUUGACAGCGAAGAAUCCGGCAAGGAUUACAUCGAUGUCAGAAUUGCUGCUGGUGUUGGUUGUCCUGCCAAUCAGUACUGCUGUCGUUCGAAAACGGACGAGCCUGCAACCUGCAAUGAAACAUGCCAACCGAUGUCGCUCUGUACACUGCCCGUAGCUGGAGGUGGUUGUGGCGAAGAAAACAUAUGCUGCCGUAUGAAUCGCUCACCGUGGUUUGAAAUGAUCAACGAUAUAAACCGCAUGGCCGAUCCCGAACCCGGCGUUGAUCGUGAAAGUGCAUGCGAGUGGCGUAAGGUGGGCGAAGAUGGCACCCGGUUUCCACGCUGGUUGGUUUCUGUGUGGGCUAGGGUUGAGAUCAUACCCGGCCUUCAAGCCGAUCAAUUUGUUUGCAGUGGAGUAUUGGUGGAUCCGUCGCUAGUGCUGACGACGGCAAGUAGUGUUAAAAAUGUGCCUACGGAGAAAAUGUUCGUGAAUGUUGGCGAUUACGAUAUUUCCAGCCGAUCCGCACUGCGAACGGAAAAUAUGUAUACCAUCAAGGAACAGACCAUUCACGAGGAUUAUAGCACUUUCGGUCUGCUACACCACGAUGUUGCACUGUUACGCCUUGCAUCCCCGGUUCACGAUGGACAGUGUGUUGCCACGCUUGCUUCGUCACUUGAAAAGGAAGAAGAUAGCAGCUGUUACACUAUCGGAUGGAACCGCACACUACUCGCGACCAGAUCUGGCCAACCUGGCCGUUACCCAGUACAGGUGACAAGCUUCUUGGACGAUCCGUAUUGUGCGCCGGGCGCAAUCUGUCUCGGCCGUGACGAAGGGCGAUGUAACUAUGAUACCCUGGACGGAUCGCCCAUCGUUUGCAUGGAAGGUGUUUUGGAAGUUGAUUGGAAGCUUCGAGGGUUGCUAGUGAACAACUGUUCGGGUGUGCCGAUUAAGAGUGUUGUCUCGUGGCUUGACUAUCAACGAAAUCCUGGAUUUGUUCAGGAAGUAAAACCGGCCAUUCCAGACAGACGGUAUUUGCCAGUGUUAUGA